AAGAGCAGCAUCAGCUUUGAAAACUGCUUCUCGUCUUCCUUCACCAAACAACCUCUCACGAUCGCUCUCUUCUUCAUCUUGAAGCCUAAGCCAAAUAUAUCUCAAUAUGUCUCAUUCUUCUUCUCUUAACCUCCUUCAUUACCAUUACCUUCCUCCUGAUUUCAACCACUCCUCCCGGUUCUGUCUCACUGCUCCAUCUUCGUCUCGCUGGUCCAGUCCCGACGAUUACUGCUCCAUCUUAGCCAUGCCCACCACAACUCUCCCUGGCUCUAUCUCUCCCUUCAAUGUCCCUCAUAGUGUUAGGACGAAAAAGCUAAAUGGGCAGCAGAAAAAGGAAGAAAUAGAGAAAGAGGUAUGGAUGUUACGAGAGAUGCUGGAUCAAGAAGAAAAGACACGUGAAAUAUUGGAACAAGUCCAAAAACAUCAACUUCCUUCUUCUUCCUCUUCCAUUACUCUUCCUGCUUCUCUCCCUCCCAAGAUGAAGGAACUAAUAACGGAACUUUCGAUAGUAGAAGGAGAAAUCUCAAGACUAGAAAUUCAAAUAAGCCAUCUUCAGAUAAAUCUCAAGCAAGAACAAGACGAAACUUUGAAACAAGCAACAACAAGUUCAUCAAGACGAGCAUGGCAAACUAGUGAGAGCUACAAUGAUGACAACAUAACCUCUUAUCAAGCUCCAACAUUACCAAAAUACCCUAAGCUACCACCACCAAGCCCUAUGGUGAACAAAGCCAUGAUGAAGAGUGAAAACAACAACACCAAAUCUACUACUAGUCAUCAUCAAGAGAAUGCAACAUUUGGUACAAAGACAUUGCAUUUCAUCAACAAAGCUAUAAAAGGUGAUUACGCGGUCGAAAGCUUCCGCAAGUCUAACGAGAAAGUUGGGACCAUCGAGAAGGAAAACCAUCGGUCGGUCCAACAUGAAAGUAAGUUGCAAGAGAAUACGAAAAUGAAAAAGAUUAGGACGAUGAAAUCGCCAUCGCCUCUACGUGAACCUAGAUAUUCCUCUCCUAAUAAGCCUAAUAAGGAUCGUGUAGCACUUGAUGCAUCACUGGACAUUCCACCAAAAUCUCUAUCAAGCACAAUCUUGAUGGAAGAUGGCCAAAACAUACAGAAGUGGCAUCCAAACAAGCUCGCCGAGAACAUCAUGAAGUGUCUCAAUUUCAUCUACGUUCGUCUUCUUAGAACCACAAGAGUCAUGGAGCUAGAGAAAACAGGACCCAUCUCGAGAUCCACUAAUUUCUCUUUGAGCUCAAGAAGCUUUAGGGUCGACAAUGCAACCUCAAGCUUGUCUAAAUCCAUGAAUCUUAUGUCUUCUAAGGAAUCAAGACAACAAGAUCCUUAUGGAAUAUUUGAUGUAGAAGCAUCUUUGGCUAGAGAUAUUGGUCCUUACAAGAAUCUUGUUAUCUUCACUUCGAGUUCUAUGGAUUCCAAGUGUAUUUCAAGCUCCAGCUCCGUUUCUUUAAUCCAGAAACUCAGGGUAUUGAUGAACAAUCUUGAGACCGUGGAUCUAAAAGUGUUGAGCCAUCAACAAAAGCUAGCGUUUUGGAUCAACAUGUUCAAUGCUUGUGUUAUGCAUGGAUAUCUACAACAUGGAGUUCCAAAAUCUGCUGAGAAAUUGCAAUCUCUUGUUUACAAUAAGGCUACAAUGAAUGUUGGCGGCAAAAACAUAAGCGCUCAUACCAUAGAGCAUUGUAUCCUAAGGAAGUCUGCAACUUCUACCAUGACUCAGGAUCGACACGAAGAAAUGACUAUUCGUAAACUAUAUGGCGUAGAAACAACGGAUCCUAACAUCACAUUUGCUCUCUCUUGCGGAACUCGAUCUUCUCCUGCGGUAAGGAUAUACACUGGAGAAGGAGUGACAACGGAGCUAGAGAAAUCGAAGCUAGAGUAUCUGCAAGCCUCGGUGGUGGUUACGGCCGCUAAACGGAUAGGCUUGCCAGAACUUCUCCUGAAACACGCCGCCGAUUUCGUGGUGCCGAGGGUGGAUGGUGGUGGAAGUAUUGGAGAGAUGGAGCAGUUAGGAUCUCUAGUGAAAUGGGUUUGCAACCAAUUACCAACCUCUGGAUCAUUGAGAAAAUCAAUGGUGGAUUGUUUUAAGAAUCCAAAUUCCAAAGCUUCUUCUUCCUCCUCCGUCGUUGAGAAGAUACCUUAUGACUUCGAGUUUCAGUAUCUUUUAGCCAUUUAGGGUACUACUACUGAUUUUUUAUUCGUUUAUUUGUGAAAAUGUUGUGUUUUCAAAUAAAAAUAUCAAAGUUUG
Messenger RNA from Arabidopsis arenosa, 2257 nucleotides. The record is from the annotation of a GenBank genome assembly. NCBI's taxonomy places the organism in Eukaryota, Viridiplantae, Streptophyta, Magnoliopsida, Brassicales, Brassicaceae.